This is a messenger RNA of Eurytemora carolleeae, 963 nucleotides long. RefSeq lists its product as uncharacterized. Lineage: Eukaryota; Metazoa; Arthropoda; Copepoda; Calanoida; Temoridae. Bases 132 to 908 code for a protein of 258 amino acids. The record is from RefSeq and is a predicted model, not a curated record. The transcript is spliced from 12 exons.
CCUUAGUAGAGGGGUGGAUAACUCUAUUUUAGAAUUAUUCUCACUUCAGAAUUAAACUACAAGAAAACAAACAAUAAAACAGAAUAUUGUAAAGGAUGUACUUUUUAAUGAGAGCUCGAUACUUUUGAAAGAUGACACGAGGAAGUAAUGGACAUUAUACAAAUGGAAGAAAUGGCCAAAGUAAACUCCAUUUUACGACACAAACUCUGAUUGAAAAAGUGGUAGAGCAAAGAGUAGAUGCUGAGGACUCUAACUGGCAGCCAAAUCAAAGUCCGGACACUAUAAGAAACCAACUUUUUAAGGAAGUUCUCGAUGGAGUUGCCAGCCAACAACAUGGUCCGCCACAAAAUGGUUUUCACCGACAAAAUGGAACAGAAAAUGGCCAAAUCGAGACUGUAGAUAAUUGCAGAGAUAACAGAACAACUACAUCAUGGCUUUGUAAUCCCUUCAGGUCUUCUGUGCGAACACAAAGCAGGGAAGAUAUAAGGUUUAAUGGACAUUCAGAUGCCCCCCAACAUGUUCCCAAUCCCAAUAUGGCUAAUGGUUGGGACCCAGCACAUACUUGGAAUAACAGGAGGUUUUCUUCCACAAGUUUGCAACUAAUACAAAUGUUUGGAUCACAGAACAUGUACGGAGGGACUGUGCAGUGUGGAGAUAUUUCUUUAUCCAGAAUCAGAAGCCAAAAUUCGCCAAUCAAUCUGUCAGUGCAAACAAGAAAUGAUGAUAGAUCUGAUGAAAAUUCUUCCACAGAUCGAGAACCGCAAAAUUUAGGAGUUCAAAGCAGAAGAACUAAUGUCAGACAAAUCUCUGAAGAGAGCUCAAGCAGUGAGGGGGGUCAGUCCCAUUGGAAAAAGAAAAUGGUGACAAACAGUCAGCAAGAACAAGAAAACCAACAAAACAAAAAAUAAAUUUGAAUAAAAACAUAAAACCGAAGGGAGAUGCACAAUAAAUAUUAUCAUUAUU